GAGUCAUUGUGUCUGUGGCGAGGCGUUUGGGAGGGCCUAGGUUGGUGUGCGGUGCCCUUCGGCCGGGUUGAGCCCGGGAGUCAGCCGUGCUUGGUUGCUCGGUGUCCCCAGGCCACUCCGGAGACUCACGGAAUAGUGCAGAAACCAAGAGAAAACAGUUGCUGGGACAGAAACGCCAGCCUGACCCUGUUGGACCCCCGAGCCUGAAUGAUGACUGCUGAGUCAAGGGAAGCCACGGGUCUGUCCCCACAGGCUGCACAGGAGAAGGAUGGUAUAGUCAUCGUGAAGGUGGAAGAAGAAGAUGAGGAAGACCACAUGUGGGGGCAAGACUCCAGCCUGCAGGAGACGCCGCCACCCGACCCAGAGGUAUUCCGCCAGCGGUUCAGGCGCUUUUGUUACCAGAACACUUUUGGGCCUCGAGAAGCUCUGAAUCGACUCAAGGAACUUUGUCAUCAGUGGCUUCGACCCGAAGUCAACACCAAGGAACAGAUCCUGGAGCUGUUGGUGCUGGAGCAGUUCCUGUCCAUCCUGCCCAAAGAGCUGCAAGUCUGGCUGCAGGAGUACCGGCCAGACAGCGGAGAGGAAGCCGUGACUCUUCUGGAAGACUUGGAGCUUGACCUGUCAGGACAGCAGGUCCCGGGUCAAGUUCAUGGGCCUGAGAUGCUUGCCAGGGGGGUGGUGCCUCUGGAUCCAGUUCAGGAGUCCUCAAGCUUUGACCAUCACGAAGCUACCCGCUCUCAUUUCAAGCAUUCAUCCCGGAAGCCUCGCCUCUUGCCGUCCCGAGCUCUCCCUGCCACCCAUGUUCCUGCCCCUCACCACGAGGGGAAUCCCAGAGACCAGGCGAUGGCAUCUGCACUAUUGACCGCAGAUUCCCAGGCAAUGGUGAAGAUCGAGGAUAUGGCCGUGUCCCUCAUCCUGGAGGAGUGGGGAUGUCAGAACCUGGCUCGGAGGAAUCUCAAUAGGGACAGCAGGCAGGAGAAUUUGGGGAGUGUGAUUUCCCAGGGUUCUGAAAACAGGAACGGGAAUGAGUCGACCUCAAAGGCUGACGUCAAAGAAGAUUCCACCUUACGUGGGGAGACAGCAGGAAGACUCCAGAAAGAAUUUGGAGAGAAACGUGAACAGCAGAGCAGAGUAGUCGAAAGGCAGCAGAGAAACCCUGAAGAAAAAACCGGCAAAGAGAAGAAAGAGCCUGGGCCACCUACAGCCAAGGAAAAGAAGCCCGCUGCAGGAGAGAGGGGCCCAAGGGAGAAGGGCAAAGGUCUGGGAAGAAGCUUCAGCCUGAGUGCAAACUUUAAUAACACCCCGGAAGAGCUUCCAUCGGGAGCAAAGACUCAUAGGUGUGAUGAGUGUGGGAAAUGCUUCACAAGAAGCUCCAGCCUUAUCCGCCAUAAAAUUAUCCACACUGGAGAGAAGCCCUACGAAUGUAAUGAGUGUGGCAAAGCCUUCAGCCAGAGCUCAGACCUCACGAAGCACCAGAGAAUCCACACGGGGGAGAAGCCGUAUGAAUGUAGUGAAUGUGGAAAAGCUUUCAACCGAAACUCAUACCUUAUUUUGCACCGGAGAAUUCACACUCGAGAAAAGCCCUACAAGUGCACUAAGUGUGGCAAGGCCUUCACCCGGAGCUCAACCCUCACACUGCACCAUAGAAUCCAUGCCAGAGAGAGAGCCUCAGAAUACAGUCCAGCCUCUCUGGAUGCCUUUGGAGCAUUCCUGAAAAGUUGUGUGUAAAGCAAUAGCAUGUCAUCAGACCACUUCCCCCCCCUUUGUUCUAAAAUUAUGUCAGACAUAUAUGCCCAUCAAGGGAAAAGUAAUAACAUCAUCAAAUUGUUUGAGAAGUCACAUGUAAGGAUCCUUAAGAGUUACAUCGACAGUGCUCUGCCUUCAGGUGGUCUGUAGGCAUGUAAUUCUUACAGUCCUUGCAAGGGAGAGCUGGUCCUAUGAUAUCCUUCAGGAUAUUUCCACUCGCGAUAAAAGCACACACAGUGAAAUGCCAAGCUUUCCAGUAAUGGGUAUACCAAUCAAGACUAGCUCUGUGAGUAUUCCACUGAAGUUAAGAAGCCACAUGCUGCCAGCGAGGCCUGCUUGGACAACCUGUAUUUCUCAAUGAAGAGAGACAGUUAAUACAAAAACUACAGUGGGACAUGCUGCUCGAGCAAGUUAUAUAUCUAGAAAGUUGUCUGUCUGAUCACUGGUAGCCUGCCAAAGCUAUAGAAAUCUAGGAUUGUGCUGAUCAGAAUCAAACCAAAGAUUUCUAUCUCUCUGAAAGAGAGGGUAUAUGCACCAGUUUGUAGUUCUACGGACUGUAACAACAGUGGGUAGCUCUGCCAUCGUUGGCGAGGUCAGUCCUACUGAAAUAGCAACAAUUGAAGAGGCUUCUCUCCCUCUUCAAUGUCCCUAAAGCACUCUAGCACUCCUAAAUGCACUCUCCACAAGUUGGCACUUGAUUAUAUACUGUCUUUUAAUCCUUCACCGUUCAGUAUAUGGAAGCUUUUAUCAUCCCCUCACCCCCGUCCCCCCACAAAGAAAAGAUGCUUCAGUUGUCAAGAAAUACAGUUAUGUUGACAGCACAGCACUGGAUGUAUACUAAACACACACACAAGGCACUCCUUAGGAGAGACUUCCAAAAGGACUAUCGUAUUUGUGAUAGAGCCUGUGCAUUGUGAGUGCCCAAAAUACGGUACCUUCAGAGCUCUAGGCCGUGCUCUAACUUAUUCUAGGGACAAUGUAAUUUUUGUCCUAAGUAUAAGCAAAAGCUUGUUGAGCUGCCUGCAGAGACUCUGUAAACAUGGAUCGGUAAGUCAAUAACCACAGAAUGUCAAAAAAUGACUUUGGUCAUCCACUUACAGAAGAAAAAUAUGAACACUAGCCAUAAAGUUUUUGUUUGUUCAUGUGACAUCAUUCCACGCAAAGCUCUUUCUCUCAGCCAGAAUUCUUUUCGGUCAGCUGAUGAGCAGUUUGUCUUUUGAGCAUUUGCUGAGUUGUUCAAAACUUAGCUAAAGCUCUUCAAAAGAUGUGAUGGGUUUUUGUUGUUAUUGUCCUUUUAUUUGUUUUUGUUUUUAAUUCUCAGAAAAAGGGAAAGCUAAGGGGAGCAUUUUUUCCACACUUGAGCAGAAACUUGUCGAAGCAUCUGUCAUCACUAGCUGGCAGGACCUGAAGAUGUCCUCUUGCUCUGGGACUUCCACUGCCACACUGUGGUUUGGUUGGUUGUGUCAUUGUGUUUAAUAGCACACAUCGUCUUUUUUUUUAUCUCUCCUGAAAGACUGAAGUGAGGUUGGGGGAUGUUAGCCUUCCCUGAUAUCUCUGCAGGUGGCUUCCCAGAAGCUCUUGAUGGAGACUUAACACAUACAGGAGAGCCACAUCUGGACUACAGAGGUGUUGAGGACUUGAAUAGACCGCUCUGUUCAUGAAAGUGUGGAGAGCCCUGCAGAGCCCUAGAAACAUAAGCUAAAGACAAACUUGAAGACUGGUAACAUGAACACCCCCACACACGGUUUGAGAUUUCCCCUCAAGAAACAACGAAAACCAUCUUGUAUUAGUUGUUCACCAACCAGCAGCGAAAGUCCGGGAGACACAAUAGCAGGUCUCAUCAGGUUGGUGCCUGUGUGGCCCGUUUCGGGUCAGACUAGAAUCUUACAAGCAAUUAUGAUCUGGUCCCUCUUUGACUGUCUUAGACCAGUCACACACGUGAGUGACGGUGUCUGAGCUGUUUGCUCAGAGCUACCUGUGAGUGUUUCUGUCCACCCAACCGAAGAGCAGCAGAGAUGCUCCAAAGGCCACACCGGUUCACCUGGAGUGAGGCGGAGCUGGAGAUGCUUUCAGGCUCUUACAAAAGGAAUGAAUCAUGGCAAUGGUGGACUUGUGAGAACUCUGGCUUGCUAAAAAGCAACUGAAAUAAGGUUCAGGACUCUGGGAGCCCAUCCAGACACUGGCUUUGAUCCCAAGAAAGGACUUUGGUCAUCUCCCUCCCUGUUGGCUGCUUAUACACAGACAUACACAACUACAUGCUGACAUACUUAAGCCGUCACUCGAGGGCUUUGUUUUUAAAUGAAAUUAAGACAGAUCUGUGCCCCCCCCCCCAAUUCCUCAUUUGAUUCUCGUUUUAUUGGCACAUGUUGCUAUUAGUCACUGGAGUGGCUUCAGAUCUUCCACAGAGGCACUCCUGGAGGCAGCCACCUGAAGACGUGUUUUACUUACAAAGCAGGUUAUAGAUGUUUAUCAGAACGUCUUAGAUGCUCGGCACAGUAUCACUGCAUCAUGAUCCGAAAGGCUGACAUCUGUAGUGCUCAGGAUGGUUGUUACCAGUUAAGUGCUUACUAGUUAAUCAUUAGCAUGCUAAUGUUGACCUGAGGGGACCUUUUUGAAGACUUUUUACCUGAAAUUUAACCUUAUGACAAAAGUCAGAUUCUUCAAGUUGUGGACUUUCUACUUCAGCCUGGUAGGCAAGGCUAAGCAGAGGUGUUUGAGACAACUUGAUAUGUAAAGCACUUGAUAUUAAAGGCAUAAACAUGAGACUGCUAAAUGUGUGUAGAGAGACUGACAUGUUUAAUAUGGGGACAGUCCACACCUUACAUACAUCCGAAAAUCGAUUCCAGAAUGGGACCUAGUCUGAGUGUGAUGUCUGGCAAAGCGUACACUGUAAAUAAACUCUUAAUGUCUGUGAGGCCAA
Molecule: messenger RNA, 4666 nt
Organism: Onychomys torridus (southern grasshopper mouse)
Lineage: Eukaryota; Metazoa; Chordata; Mammalia; Rodentia; Cricetidae
Product: zinc finger protein with KRAB and SCAN domains 1
Exons: 7
Coding region: 208-1728 (506 amino acids)
Biological process (GO): regulation of transcription by RNA polymerase II
Cellular component (GO): chromosome
Molecular function (GO): DNA-binding transcription factor activity, RNA polymerase II-specific; RNA polymerase II cis-regulatory region sequence-specific DNA binding; chromatin insulator sequence binding
Source: RefSeq, a predicted model, not a curated record